Molecule: messenger RNA, 3545 nt
Organism: Oncorhynchus kisutch (coho salmon)
Lineage: Eukaryota; Metazoa; Chordata; Actinopteri; Salmoniformes; Salmonidae
Product: glycine receptor subunit alpha-2
Exons: 9
Coding region: 580-1938 (452 amino acids)
Biological process (GO): monoatomic ion transmembrane transport
Cellular component (GO): plasma membrane
Molecular function (GO): transmitter-gated monoatomic ion channel activity; glycine binding; transmembrane signaling receptor activity
Source: RefSeq, a predicted model, not a curated record
GCUAUCUUAGUCAUUUAAAUUACAUAUUGAAAACCACGUCCUCCAGUUGUUAAUGGUGCGCUUGCGUGCAAAUGAACCGGGAGCUGUCUAAGUGCUGAAUCUAAAGACACGUCCACACGUCUCCCAUUCCAGCAGCGGACGGUCUUCAACCCAAGGAAAUAUUCUUCUUCAACAUCACUAUACUUUAGAGACCAUAGUAUACUUUAGAGACCAUCUGUUUUCACUGAGUUUUUGAAUGAAAGUGAGAACGCCUUCCUGAAGGCUCUAUAUUCCGCGUCUUGUGGAUAUUUCUCACCUCACAACGUCUUUUCCACAGGUUAUUUUUAGGUGGCAAUGACUCAGAAUUGAUGAUUCUUUACACAUUACCAACAACAAUACCGCACCUGGGAAUCAGUGUUUUUUCAAACUAAGCUAUGAUCCUACGGACUGGAAUGCCUUAUGUGUAUUCUCUGUGUUUCACGAGAACACCCAAUUGCGCUUUGGUCAGAAAGAAAUCGAUAUUGCUGCUUGGAUUGUGUGUUUGACCAACAUUCAUAUAUGGAAGAAAUAAAGAAGUGAAGAAAUCUAAAAUCAAAAGGAAUGAAUCGCCCCUUUAUCAACGUCUUGACUGCUUUAUUUGCAUGUUUAAUGGAGACCAACAACAGCAGGGUGGUGGAUGGCAAGGAGCAUGAGUCCAGAUCAGGCUCUACUACUAACUUGUCUCCCUCAGACUUUCUGGACUCAUUGAUGGGUAGAACAUCUGGUUAUGAUGCACGAAUACGACCAAACUUCAAAGGUCCCCCAGUUAAUGUUACCUGCAACAUAUUUAUCAACAGCUUUGGUUCUAUAGCAGAAACUACAAUGGAUUACAGAGUGAACAUCUUCCUGCGACAGAAGUGGAGAGACCCUCGGUUGGCGUACAGCAAAUACCCAGACUCGUCUCUGGACCUGGACCCGUCCAUGUUGGAUUCUAUUUGGAAACCUGAUCUGUUCUUCGCCAACGAGAAAGGCGCCAACUUUCAUGAUGUCACCACAGACAACAAGCUCCUGAGGGUCUUCAAAGAUGGGACCGUCCUGUACAGUAUCAGGUUGACUCUCAUUCUAUCUUGUCCGAUGGAUCUGAAGAACUUUCCCAUGGACAUGCAGAUCUGUACCAUGCAACUGGAGAGCUUUGGCUACACCAUGAAUGAUUUGAUCUUUGAGUGGGAGAGCAAGGACAAAAAUCCUGUACAGGUGGCCGCUGGCUUGACCCUCCCCCAGUUCAUCAUGAGAGAUGAGAAGGAGCUUGGCUACUGUACCAAAAGCUACAACACCGGUAAAUUCACCUGCAUUGAGGUGAAGUUCCACUUGGAGAGACAGAUGGGUUACUACCUGAUCCAGAUGUACAUCCCCAGCCUCCUCAUCGUCAUCCUGUCCUGGGUCUCUUUCUGGAUCAACAUGGAUGCUGCGCCCGCCAGGGUGGCACUGGGCAUCACCACCGUGCUCACCAUGACAACCCAGAGCUCCGGCUCCCGAGCCUCCCUUCCUAAGGUCUCCUAUGUGAAGGCCAUUGAUAUCUGGAUGGCCGUGUGUCUUCUGUUUGUAUUUGCUGCCCUACUGGAAUACGCUGGGGUUAACUUUGUCUCCAGGCAACAGAAGGAGUUCCUUCGCUUGAGGCGAAGACAGAGGCGGACUCACAGGGAUGACGACAUGAGGGAUGGCUUCAAUUACUCGGGUUACGGCAUGACUCGUUGUCUGAAGGAUGGGUCGGCUAUUAAAAACGCUGUCCCAAACCCCGGCCCAGCACCACCUACCUCUAAAGAAAAAGAGGUGAUAAGGAAGAGGUUUGUGGACAGGGCCAAGAGGAUUGACACUGUGUCCCGAGCAGCCUUCCCUAUGGCCUUCCUCCUCUUCAACAUCUUCUAUUGGAUAACAUACAAGGUCAUCAGGCAUGAGGACAUUGGCAUGCAGUCAGGGUAGUCGCUCUGCCCUGCAGGUUUUACCUAUGGAACUCUCAGCUCUCUCUCUUUCUCUAUCAUUUCUCUAAAUGAGAAACGCUAGGACAGCACAGUGAGACUAAUGUAUCUUAUGGGACUAUACAUGGAGGAGAGGCACAGGGAUGUUGAUGGUGUUGGUGUUCUUUCAGGGAAAAUAUAUAGGUGUUCAUGCAAAAUCUAAAAGACUAAUGCACAUGUUUAGGAUUAACAAUUGAACAAUUGGUGAGUAACAGAUGUAUGUUUUCGAUGUGUUCCUGUGAGCUAACGCAUCCUGGAGAUUCUAAUGGGUUUUUACUCAAGGCACAGCACAAUGAUGUAAAAAGGUGGACCAAAUUUUAUGAGACAAUUCUGACUUUGCAUUUGUACAACCUUGCAAUGGAGCAACAUUCCAUGGAUUUGUAUGUGCAGUAGUCUGGGCCUUAUAGUUAAGGUGUGGUGAAAAAAAAAGUUUAAUAAAAAGGUUGAUUAGAGCAGUUUUAUACAAUUGUACUGCAGUUCCUCACUGUGUCUACAAGCAGCAAUUAUUGUGUUUAUUAGGCAGCGAACACAAUACACACACACACACACACACCAUAUAAGGCCUACAUCUGUUUAUAUUACAGAUGCAUUUUCCAGGUCGAUUUGGUUUUACAGUUGGAGUGUAAGUUUUGUAAAUUGAACUGUAAUGAAAUGUUUAUUGUAAUGAAGGCAGAUGACAUGUUUCUAAAACAGAGAUUUCUACUUCUAAAGAUUCCUCUGAGGACUGUUGAAUGCAUCCCCUCACUUCCACACUGCAGUGCCCUCUUUGGGCAGUACGUAUUACAGUUGACAUUGUAUACUAUACAGUAUUGCAACUAUGAAGUAGAUCUUUAUAACUAGGGCCCUGUGUUUUGGUAAAUCAUGUCACAUGACCUAGAUUUGAACCUUUAUUUAAAGCGUUUUCAACAAACGGUCCCCUUUUCGUUAUGUGUCAGAUGGUCCAGCACAUUCUUUAGACAAUUGCUUUCAUUUUUUUGUGAAAUUCAAAUUUCUGGAAAAGGCUUAAAGAUGCAUUAUGCAGAAAUCACUCUGCCAUUUCCUGGUUCCAAAAGUAUUAAUUGUUUGCCUAAUUUCCUAUUAAGUGACAAACAAGCAAGUAUAGUGUUGAGAAUCAUUGUACCAUCUAAACUGCUUUGAAAUAUAUUUUCCAUAACUAAAAAUAUUGUAUUUUCAGCUGUUUGAAGCCGAAAGUAAAAGACAAAAAAAAGUAAAAAAUUAAAACGGGAAGCAUAGAAAUAGCAUACAUAGACCAUAUCUACCGCUUCUUAGAGUUCCUUUCAAUGAAAAUGACAGAUGUAUAACUCACAUUUCUAUGUGAAGUUUGUCAGGUCACCCCAAAACAUAUUGCAUCUUUAAAAUAAAAUAUUAAAAUCUAGGUCAUGUGACAUUAUAGCCAAAAACACAGAGCCCUUCUCAUAACACAUAAUAGUAUAGAGCAGUUAUUGGUCCUUGCACUUCUGACAUAAUAUGAGGAAAGUUUUUUCUUGAAUGGUGUUUCUGAAAAGGGUUGUUUACUAAACUGUACAUCAAUAAAGUUGAGUGUGCACCACACAUAUGUUCUCCCUCAUCAUA